Messenger RNA from Carica papaya (papaya), 2482 nucleotides. RefSeq names its product mitogen-activated protein kinase kinase kinase ANP1-like. Gene Ontology annotation, biological process: MAPK cascade; protein phosphorylation. The record is from RefSeq and is a predicted model, not a curated record. Lineage: Eukaryota; Viridiplantae; Streptophyta; Magnoliopsida; Brassicales; Caricaceae. Gene Ontology annotation, molecular function: ATP binding; MAP kinase kinase kinase activity. Gene Ontology annotation, cellular component: cytoplasm.
CUCAUUUUCUCACCCCCUUUUGCCGACCAAAUGAAACAUCCCAAGUAACCUGCAUUCCCCAAUUCGUUUCUCUCUCGAUGCAGGACCUCUUCGGAUCAGUUCGCCGAUCACUGGUGUUCCGUCCAGCACCGGAGAAUCAAGAGAACAACCCACCUCAGCCACCAUUACCACUUGCAGGCGCCCUUGUCGACAAGAUCAAUUCUUGCAUUCGGAAAUCACGGGUGUUCUCCAAAACAUCUUCUCCUUCUCCUUCCCAAUCUCCUCCUCCCAAAAUGGCGCCUCCGAUCCGCUGGCGCAAAGGCGAGUUGAUCGGUUGCGGCGCUUUUGGGAGAGUCUACAUGGGGAUGAAUCUUGAUUCGGGGGAGCUUUUGGCUGUGAAGCAGGUCUUGGUUGCAGCCAAUAGUGCUUUCAAGGAAAAAGCUCAGGCACACAUCAAGGACCUUGAGGAGGAAGUGAAACUUCUCAAGAAUCUUUCCCAUCCAAACAUUGUAAGAUACUUGGGUACGGUAAGGGAGGAGGAAACUUUAAAUAUUCUGUUGGAAUUUGUUCCUGGUGGAUCAAUAUCAUCUCUUUUGGGCAAAUUUGGACCCUUCCCAGAGGCUGUUAUGAGAACAUACACAAAGCAACUGCUGUUAGGGCUGGAAUAUUUACAUAACAAUGGAAUUAUGCACAGGGACAUUAAGGGGGCAAAUAUUCUUGUAGAUAAUAAAGGAUGCAUUAAACUUGCAGAUUUUGGUGCGUCCAAGCAAGUUGUGGAGCUGGCUACCGUUUCGGGUGCCAAGUCUAUGAAGGGCACUCCUUAUUGGAUGGCUCCUGAAGUUAUUCUCCAGACUGGGCAUAGCUUCUCUGCUGAUAUAUGGAGCGUUGGCUGUACGAUGAUUGAGAUGGCAACUGGGAAGCCUCCUUGGAGCCAGCAGUACCAAGAGGUUGCUGCUCUGUUCUAUAUUGGGACAACGAAGUCUCAUCCACCAAUCCCAGAGCAUCUCUCUGUUGAUGCAAAAGAUUUUCUGCUGAAAUGUUUGCAGAAGGAACCAAAUUUGCGACCAGUAGCAUCUGAAUUGCUUAAGCAUCCCUUUGUCACUGGGGAACAUGAAGAAUCUAAUCCCAUUUUCCCUGAUUCAGUCAUUGAAAGUUCUGAUACUCCUUCACCAUCAAAUGGAAAAAACCUCGAAACAUUUCAAAAGCCUACAUGCACUGACUCUGUAGAUAUCUGUAAUCUGGGUAGCCUAGACCACUCAAGUGCCUAUCCUGAGAAAAUGCCAGAAAGUGAGCUCCUCAGGGGAACAAGCAACAGUGAUGAUGAUAUGUGUCGGAUUGAUGAAGAAGAUUUUAUGGUUGGUGAAGUGAAGCUUAGCUCUUCUUUAAAACCUGGAAAUGUAAACAAUAAGAACUGUGAUACUAUGUGCGAGCUCUCUGGUGACUGGAAUUGCAAAUUUGAAGUGAGUCCUAAAGUGGAGCAGAAUGGAACAAAAAUGGACACAGAUCAACCAUCAUUGUCUGAGGAUGAUGAGGAACUUACUGAAUCAAAAAUCAGAGCUUUUCUGGAUGAGAAGGCUUUAGAAUUGAAGAAACUACAGACACCCUUAUAUGAAGAGUUCUACAACAGUUUGAAUGUGGUGUCCUCUCCAAGUUUAAUUGAGAAUCGACGAGAUGAGACUCCUUCAAAUUACUUGAAAUUGCCUCCAAAAAGCAGGUCACCCGCUCGUGGUCCUGCUGGAUCCCCAUCUACAGCUGCUGAUGUUGUUAGUACGGGAAGCCCCGGGAGUAAUAGCAAGCAUGUCUCAAAUAUUGAUGAUGGAGGUGAUCAUACUCCACAAGACACUCGUCGUCUCAGUUAGUGAUUGGAGAGGACUUCUAGGAGAUGCUAAGCAGGAAUCAAGUAGCUGAGUAUGAGCUUUUCCGAGAGACAGAGAAAGUGGAAAGAAGAGCUUGACCAAGAACUUGAGAGGAAGAGAGAGAUGAUGAGGCAAGCGGGAAUGGGAGGAAAAACAUCAUCUCCCAAGGAUCGAAUCUUGAAUCGUCAGAGAGAGAGGACAAGAUUUGCUUCUCCUAGCAAAUGAUUGUAAAUAGGGUCAUUUUUCGUUUCUGGAGUUGAACAUAAGAUACACAAUUCUGUGAAGAGUGUGAGCUGUUUCUUUUACCUAGCGCAGAUCAGUUUGCCAUCUCUGUGACCAAAGAAUGGAGAAGAAGCAAGAUCAAAAGCAAACUCUCAUUGUCCCGCCUGUUAUAAUGUCUUAUUCCCCUGUUCUAGAGUCUCAAAGCCGGUGUCCGGAAAUGGUUGAAACAAAGAAGAGUUAUCUUGUUCUUGUUAUUGAACCACUGAGGAGGGUAGCUUUUUGAAAAUGAUGUGUCUGGUUGUCUGGGUAGUUUUUGAAGAUGUUGGGAAUGGACAAAGGAGUCUCAACUCUCAAGUUUGUGUCUUGUGCAUGUUGUAUUAUUGAUGUAGAAUAAAUCAUUUGCAGGGUUGAGAUUGAUACUACAA